AUGAGUGGGAACCACCGCCGUAUUGUACCAGGUCCCUCGCCUUCGGGGGAUGACCAUGACCAGGAAAACUACCAUGAUCCUGAAAAUGGCAGUCCACCCGCAGAGGAAGGGAAAGGUUCUACGUGGAAGAAGAGAGUUUCGACUGCUUGUCUGGCUUGUAAAAAGUCGAAGAGAAAGUGCUCCGGAACAUCCCCCUGCACAAACUGCCAAACAUUCAAAAGAGUCUGCAUAUUCGACGAAUCCCUCGACCAACGCCGCCGCGUCGCCGCAAAACGCACAGCAGACGAGCUCUCUUACCACCGCGAUCUCCUCUCAGAUCUAUUCAGGCUGGUCCGCGAAGCAAACGAACAAGAUGCCCUACAGCUGCUAACAAUAAUCCGACACAAUGCCCCCGCAGACGAAAUCCGCGCAUACAUCAAUGAAACACUCGCGUCACUCACCACCACAUCCGCAUCUACAUCUGCAGCCGUCAAGCAGGAAACUGUCGCAAAACUCGAAGAUAUGCGCCAGCUUAUCAAUGUCGAGGGCACGGGUCCUACUUUCAGAAGAAAGGUUAUGGAUAUCCAUUAUCUGUGUGACUCGGCGCCUUGUGAAGUGCCUGCGGCGCCGUGGACGAGGGUCACUGCGGAUGCGGAUCUGGUGUCGCAUCUGGUGUCAUUGUAUUUUGCGUGGGAUUGGCCGUUUAGUGCGGUCAUGGAUAAGGAGGUUUUUGUUAGGCAUAUGGCGAAGGGUGUGCUGGGGUCGGAGUUUUGUAGCCCAUUUUUGGUUAAUGCGCUGCUCAGUAAUGCUUGUUACUUCUCUGAGUUCUCCGAGGCUUAUGUUGUUCCUGGUGAUAUCUCUUCGAAAGGAAGUGAUUUUCUUGCUGAAGCAGAGAGGUUGAGAGAUGAGGAGAGUUCGCAGCCUAGUUUGGCAGGUUUGCAGGGGACUCUGUUGAUGUAUGAGAGAUAUGCAAUGUCUCGCGAGGACGAUCUGGGCUAUAUCAUGCUGCACGAGGCAAUCCGAAUGGGCGAGGCAUUGGGUCUGGUCGGCAGUACAGGACCAAGAAUGGCCUCGGGCGAGUUAUCCCAAGACAUGGAUAUCUCAUGCAAGAGGACAGCCUGGGGUUUAUUCAAUGUCGACACAAUGGUCCACACUUCAUUCCUCCGGCCAAGUCUCAUCGACCACGUCAACAUGGCCCGUCUCGAUAUCAACCAGCCAGAAGACAAAGCCCUGUGGCAGCCAUACCCAACUCAUCGCGACCCGCGCUCGUCAUUCUUCAGCCAGUACUUCGACGAAGCAUGCAACCUGUCGACGAUUGCGCGCGAUAUUUCACGCAGCAUGUUCGCAGACCACAGGAGUAACACCGCUCUCGGCCCCAUCCAUCACCAGAGCCGCGAGGAUUUAUACGACCGUAUCCGUCGCUGGCAUGAUCUUCUCCCAGAGGACUUUGAUGUCCGGUACAGGCCAGCUCCGCAUAUUAUCUUACUGAAAAUGCGCUAUCACUCCCUCAUCAUAAACCUCUUCAGCUGCAUCUCGGAAGACGAAGUCCCGCCCAUACCCUUCGAGCCCAAAACACCCGAAAGCCCGCCGCGUCACACCCCCGAGCGAAAAUACAACGCGCGGGAAGUAACGCAGAACGCGGCACGAGGCAUCGCCGCGCUAACGCGUCUGCACAGACGCGAGUUCGGUGUUAGUCGGGCGCAUCAGUUCGCGAUGUACGCGAUCAACCUUGCGCUGUUUACGAUGCUCGAGCAGGAAUCGUUCGAUGUUCUGGAUGAGGAUUUCCUCACUCUCGCGAGCGCGUUCUCGAUCGUUGCGAGUCGGUCUGCGCUAGGGAGGAAUCUGUUCCAUAUUUUCCGGCAGUCAGUCCGAGCGAAGGCGCAAGGGUGUCGGAUUCGGGAGGCGAGUUCUGUGCCUGAUGAGUUGAAGGAAUUGUUUGAUGAGGAGUCGAAGGCGAGGGGGUGUAAUCGAUUUGAUGAGUAUGCUGAUGGGCUUGAGAAGUUGAAUCAGAAGGAUAAGUAUCAUGGGAUUGGGGAGGGGGAUAGUAAGGGGUUGCAGGAUUAUCCUGGUCUUGGACUUUCAGAUAUGUUGGAUCGGUACGAGAGUCUUAGUCUUGGGAAAGACGAUGUGUUGGUUGAGAGGUAUCGGCCUGUUGGAUGUUAA
Penicillium vulpinum is the source of this 2142-nucleotide messenger RNA. RefSeq lists its product as uncharacterized. NCBI's taxonomy places the organism in Eukaryota, Fungi, Ascomycota, Eurotiomycetes, Eurotiales, Aspergillaceae. The record is from RefSeq and is a predicted model, not a curated record. The transcript is spliced from 6 exons. Bases 1 to 2142 code for a protein of 713 amino acids. Gene Ontology annotation, biological process: regulation of DNA-templated transcription; DNA-templated transcription. Gene Ontology annotation, molecular function: zinc ion binding; DNA binding; DNA-binding transcription factor activity, RNA polymerase II-specific.